AUGACUCUGCUAUGGCUUAUGCUUCUACUUCUUCAUCAAAGAUGUACUGCAGAUACUUUGGUUCCUAUCACCACAGUCCAGCUUGGGGAACCUUUCACUUUAUCAUGUGUUUUGACUGAGCAGUUUCAGGUCGUAACAUGGGUUCACUGGUACAAGCAGAGUGCAGGAAAUACUCUGAAAUUAAUUGCAAUGCUGCGUAAAAGUACAAAAACUGCUUAUGGACCAGGAUUUUCAUCUACAAGAUUUACAAUAACAAAUAAUGGCACACAAAGCACCUUGUUUAUUUUGUCAGUCAUUGAACAAGAUGAGGGAAUGUAUCACUGUGCUCAAAUGGACUGGACUCAAUCUGUUUGGACUGGGAUUUAUUUAUCAAUAAAAGGAAACUCUCAGAGGACAUCAAGCUACACUAUUGUUCAGGAGCAAACAGUUUCUGAUCCCACUCGUCCAACAAGUCCAAAGACUCUGCAGUGUUUAGUCCUGUCUGAAUCUGAGAAUACAACCUGUUCCAGUGAACCUAGUGUAUUCUGGUUAAGAGCUAGAUCAGACACAUCCAAUCCAGACAUCAUCUACACUGUGGAAAACUUUAAUAAAAAUUGCAAAAAGACAUCAAACAAUCAGAAGAAAUGUAGUUACAACUUCUCUAAGAACGUCACCUCCUCUGAAUCGGACACCUUUUACUGUGCUGUGGCUACAUGUGGAGAAGUAUUAUUUGGAAACGGAGCAAACAUAGUAAAGAGCAAUCAAGAUAAAACAUCAAUUACUACACGGAGUGUAUUCAUUAUCACAUUGGUCUGCUUGGCCAUUUCAGUGACUUUGAAUAUUUUUUUUCUUUGUUAUCAAAUUAAAAGAUCAGGAGGUAAUCGAUUUAAAGAGAGUCUCUCUUCUCAACCAAAACACACCGACUUAAGAUUCCCAAUAGAUGAGAGUGAAAAUGGGCAGGAUCUAAAUUAUGCUGCAUUGCAUUUCUCUGGAGGGAAGGAGCAAAAAAGAAAGAAGAAAGGAGAACAGAAGACUGAAGAAAGUGUAUAUUCACAAGUUAAAUUGUAGAAAUCAAUAUAAUUGAUUCUAGUGUUAUGCUGAAUGAUGACACUGAAGUAUGUAGUUACAAAUAAAGUUUACAAUGCUUUCUGAUCAUCAAUUAAAACUCCCUA
Molecule: messenger RNA, 1151 nt
Organism: Cyprinodon tularosa
Lineage: Eukaryota; Metazoa; Chordata; Actinopteri; Cyprinodontiformes; Cyprinodontidae
Exons: 6
Coding region: 1-1047 (348 amino acids)
Biological process (GO): response to bacterium
Source: RefSeq, a predicted model, not a curated record